ACAAGUGCCCAUAAAUAGGGCACACUUCCCCUCAAGAAUACUACACAAAUUAACACCAUUGGUUCUGCCUUCUGACUUGCAGAACUUUUUGAGUCUUUCAAUUAGAGAAUCUUUUGCCCUAAAAGCAGUCUCCUCAUAGUGUCGACAUGGGUUCACUCCAAGAACACACUAUUUUGGUCCAGAAGGUGUGCGAGAUCUAUGACAAAAUUUCAAAGCUUGAAACCCUAAAACCAUCCAAAGAUGUCGACACUCUCUUCACACAGUUGGUCCUCACAUGCAUCCCACCCUCUUCCAUCAUAAUCUCCAAUCUUCCAAAUAAUAUUCAAGAAAUUAGGUCUAAACUCAUUAAACUUUGUGGUGAAGCUGAGGGCCAUUUAGAGGCUCACUUCUCAACCCUUUUAGCCUCUUACACAAACCCUCUUGACCAUCUUGAGGUCUUCCCUUACUACACAAAUUACCUCAAGCUUAGCCGUGCCGAAUAUGACAUCCUUAUUCGACACGGCUCGGCUCAGACAGGCCCCCCAAAGCGCAUUGCCUUCGUGGGGUCUGGUCCGUUACCUCUUACAUCGAUUGUAUUGGCUUCUUAUCAUCUAAAGGAAACAACUUUCCAUAACUAUGAUAUAAAUCCUUUGGCAAACACUAUGGCGUCGCGCCUAGUUACCACCGAUCCUGACUUGUCACAAAGGAUGAUAUUUCACACAAGUGAUAUAUUGGAUGUAACGGAUGAAUUGAAGGAGUAUGAUGUGGUGUUUAUGGCUGCACUUGUGGGGAUGGAUGUUGAAGAGAAGGUUAAAGUGGUGCAACAUUUGGAGAAGUACAUGGCUCCAAGCUCCAUCUUGAUGUUGAGGAGUGCUCAUGGUGCUCGGGCUUUUCUUUAUCCAGUGGUUGAUCCUCAAGAUCUUCAAGGGUUUGAAGUUCUUUCGGUUUUUCAUCCUGUUGAUGAUGUGAUUAAUUCGGUUGUGAUCGCGCGUAAGAAUAUUCCAAUCACAUCAAACAUUAACCAUCAUCAUCACCAUCAUGAUCAAUUGGAGAGUGGAUCUAUCAUGCCUUCAAGUUGCAAGUAUUGUGAGUUCCAAAUGUUUAACAAUCCACUUACCCAGAGGAGCAUGAUUGAGGAGUUGGGAAUUGAUGAUUAGAUGAUCAUGAAGAAAAAUUUGUACCACAUAUAUCAAGUACUCCCCUCUACCACCCCCCCCCCCCAACCCAAAAAAAAAAAAAAUUGAUAUCUAUAAAACUAUUUGGCUACUUGCUAAAAAAAACUUUCCUAUGAAUGUUUAAUUAACUCUAUGUGAUUUGAAGUAAAUUUGAUUUUCUGUUA
Helianthus annuus (common sunflower) is the source of this 1318-nucleotide messenger RNA. RefSeq names its product nicotianamine synthase. The transcript has a single exon. Bases 147 to 1136 code for a protein of 329 amino acids. The record is from RefSeq and is a predicted model, not a curated record. Lineage: Eukaryota; Viridiplantae; Streptophyta; Magnoliopsida; Asterales; Asteraceae. Gene Ontology annotation, biological process: nicotianamine biosynthetic process. Gene Ontology annotation, molecular function: nicotianamine synthase activity.